Messenger RNA from Cololabis saira (Pacific saury), 2313 nucleotides. RefSeq names its product inositol polyphosphate-5-phosphatase L (gene inpp5l). Gene Ontology annotation, molecular function: inositol-polyphosphate 5-phosphatase activity. The record is from RefSeq and is a predicted model, not a curated record. Gene Ontology annotation, biological process: phosphatidylinositol dephosphorylation. The transcript is spliced from 16 exons. NCBI's taxonomy places the organism in Eukaryota, Metazoa, Chordata, Actinopteri, Beloniformes, Belonidae. The coding region runs from base 363 to 1547 and encodes 394 amino acids.
UGCUCUGCUCCGGCUGUCUGAGCGGCACAUGCUCCGUCCUCCUGGCUCUCUUAGCCCCGCUAAGACGUCACUAGUCCAAUUAACUCAGAAAGGGGGGGGAGAAGAAGAGGGAAUCCACGCAUGUCGAAAAACCAAGUGUUCCUGCUCCCGGGGCUUUGGGCGAUGAGCGCCGCUCCGGUGUACGAUGACGACCUGAUGCGACAGCCCGCCAUCCGCAGCCCCGCAGCCCCACGAGAAACCAGAGAGAUGCUGGUCCGUGAGAACUGAACUACUCGGUGCUCUCGACGCGUAAGCCUUUUAUUUUUAAGCUCCCGCAGAGCUGCUUUUCGUGGGCCCAGCACGUUUCCUCGGUUUUGCUCAACAUGGAAUCCUUCACUGAUGUGCUGCUCGUCUCCGCCAACGUCGGCUCCCUCUUCGACAAUGUGGGGGAAAUUCAAACUGGAUGGCUGCAAGAGUUGUACAAGACAAUCCAUAAGUACAAGCCACAGUUCAUCGCCCUGCACUUCCAGGAGGUGGGAGGAAAGGACUAUAUGGUCAACAUGGGAAAUGCAGAAAACUUCUUCUGGAACAUUGAGUCCAGUGAGGAAAUGAAAGAUUUUGACAGAGUUUGCAUUUAUGUGGACAAUGAGUUCCGAGCAGAAGACAGCUUCACGGCUUUGGGGAGUAUGUACUUCAUCCACAAGACACUGAAAAAUGUCUAUCAGUAUGACUUUAAUGUUAAGGAUUUUAAAGCAGUGUUGGGGCAGGACAAGCAUAUGGGCGCUCUAGACAGGGUCACCACCGUGGAGAAAGAAAAAUUCCCAAAGAAUUUCUGGCCUGAUUUCAAGUGGUCCAGGAAAGGUUUCAUGAGGACCCGGUGGAUCAUACACAACCAAGGUCUAGACCUGGUCAACAUCCAUCUGUUCCAUGAUGCCUCCAACCUCAUUGCCUGCAACUCCAGUCCUUCCAUCUACUCAGCCAACCGCAAAAACGCUCUCAGAUAUGUCAUCAACAGGAUAUCAGACAAUCGCUACACCACUCUGCCUUUCUUCCUGUUUGGAGAUUUUAACUUCCGCCUGGACACUCUUAGUCUUGUCCAGCAUCUGUCCAUUGAAGCAGAUGUGCAGACAGUGAAAAAGGACAGCAGUAAUGAAGUGGAGAAAAUCAUAUGCGAAGAAAAAGACAAUGACCACCAGGUGCUGCUUCACAUCGAGGAUAAGCUGUUUGAAUACCUGCACCAGGCAGUCUUCAGAGAGGACAACGGCAGAGCACUUUUGAAAUACGACAAAGAAAUCGCAGCCUUUCAUGACGUAAUGAGGGAAGAAGACAUCAAGUUUCCACCCAGCUAUCCUUACAGUGAGGACUACAAUAAACCAACGCAGUAUAUGAACACUCGCUGUCCGGCCUGGUGUGAUCGUGUCCUCAUGUCACACACUGCCCAUGAGUUCAUCCACGGGAGAGGCGAUGAUGAGAAGAGUGUUGUCUAUAACACGAUAGGUCCUCAUUUCUGCAUGGGAGACCAUAAGCCUGUAUUCUUGUCAUUCCCAUUGAAGACAAGUAACCAUUGACUCCGAUCCUUCUUCAUGGUCAAUAAUCACACCACCAUCUGAGCUCAGUCACGGUGGAAAAUCAGCAGGAUUUCUGCCACUUCAUGUGAACCACCGGACACCUGCAGGAUUUAACUCUGUGCUGGGAACUUUGCUCCUGGAAUUCCAUACUGCAGCUGGGAAGAUCUGAUUCUUGUUUUUUUGUUUUUUUUUUUUUUGUGGGACCAAAUAUCGGGACCUUGACAUUAACGAAUUUUUAUAUUUUUGAACAUGUACCUAUUUUCAAGGCAGUGUUAUACACAUACAUGUAAAAAAAAAAGAAAAAUGUCAAAAGUAUUACAACUACUAAUUUCUUACUGUCCCCACAUAAUUUACAACCUCAAAUUAGAAAAAGUUGUGAUGGUAUUGAUGAUGGUACUAGUUUAGUUGGACUUUUAUUUCCUUCCAUAAUCUUAUCGUCUUUAUUUUUUUAUAUACACAUUGUCUUGCACUUCAGACCAACAUGGGAUUGCAGAAAAAUUGGAAGGGCUUCAAUUUAGGUCUGGUAGUUAGAAAAAGAAAAGAGUGAUGUUAUUUCACUCUUAUGAUAUUAACAAGUGAUGGUGACAAUGAUUUAGAUCAAACGUAGCAUCAGUGCAUGGCUGAGGGUGUUUCUCAGUACCAUAUAUGCAACAUUUGGACUUGUGUCAUGAAGGUUUAGACUCGGAAAGUCUUCCUCGGGACAAUGUACUUCAGAGAACAGGAGCAUGAAGUUUGUUCUUUUUCUGCUGCUGGAACAGCAACAUAG